AUGAAUAAUUCUUCAAACCGCAUGCAAUUUCUAGGUCUUACCAUUUCACCAAAAAAUGAUGGAUUAUCAACUGUUAAUUUGAAUGUUACGAGUAAAAAGGACACGAUCUUGCUAAAAAUUGUGUACACACGAGGCAAUAUUCCUCAACAGCACAAGAUUAACGUGUAUGGUAUCGGAGAGGACAAGCCACUUUUAGCGGUGAUGAAUCUGGAAUCUUCAUUUCAGCACAAAGGAUGCAUUUUGUGUGUAAAAUCCCCUCCAGAGCAUGUUAUUGGUUAUGUGUACGAAUUACCAGGCAUAAGUUCCGUUGCCAUUAUUCAAAAUGAGAAGCAGGAAACCAUUUUGCAGAUUUUAAUGAAUGGUGAAUUUGGAUGGUCGAAUUCGGCAAAGAUCUUGAGUGCAAAAGGAGACAGGAAGUUGGGGCGCAUGUACAAGAGGAAAGAAGGCCCCACAACGACCAGAAACGCACUGCACACGGUUAUCCAUUUACCAACAGAUUUGCCUGUGCCUACUAAGCUAAUACUGAUUGGGACGUGUCUGAAUUUGAUGGGUCGAUCUCAAAUUUGA
Messenger RNA from Folsomia candida, 567 nucleotides. RefSeq lists its product as uncharacterized. Lineage: Eukaryota; Metazoa; Arthropoda; Collembola; Entomobryomorpha; Isotomidae. The record is from RefSeq and is a predicted model, not a curated record. Bases 1 to 567 code for a protein of 188 amino acids. The transcript has 4 exons.